GCGUUCUGCGUGACGUGGGUCUCCUGCGCUUCACUCUCUCGCCAACUCUUCUACCCGUUUACUCGCUCCGACAACUGCAUUAAAUCAAGUUUUUUGGGGGUUUUAAAAUGGAUCGGUAUCGCAUACCGUAUAGACAUUCGAGAAAAGGCAGCUCAAAUGUGGAAAGAGAAGUUUGCAGGCAGUUCAUCAAUGGAUUUUGUCGUUAUGGUCCGAGCUGUUACUAUCUGCACGAGUUUCCUGCAGUACCGUCAUUUCAGGUUCACUGUAGGUACUUCCAGAAAGGUGGCUGCUGGUUUGGUGAUCGAUGCAGGUAUCUCCAUGUUCCUCAAGGGGGUGAAGGCUCUUCAGGGAGCAGCAGACGUGGUUCAGCACCUGCCGUUUUCCCCUCUGCACUGGCGGGCCGUUCUUCGGCUGACCGCCGGGGAUCUGAGCCCUCUCUUCUCCCACCUCAAGGAGCCUACAGCCUGAAUCGGAGGGGUUCUGAGCCCCUGGCCACAAGUAUGAGCGUGCUGCAGCAGAAUUUUGAACGCUUGACCACAGGAAUUGCAGAGGAGGAAGAGUUCGGGGUUAUGGAGGAUGUGCCUCCCCAGCAGGGUGCAUCGAGAUUGCUGCAACAAAGAGGCGCUGCAGACUCCAGUUCUUCACGUAACUACAGCUCAGCCACCUUUGUGCCUGGUGCAGCACCUGCUGAAGUCCAAAAAGUGACCAAUUUUCCAGAGAGACCAGAUCAGGAUGGUGCUGCGGUUUCAACGGAGCAGCAACCUUCAGGGGCCUUUGACCAAAGCAAAGAUGUGGCUUGUGGCAUCUGCAUGGACAAGAUUUCUGAGAAGUCCACCGCUCAGGAACGGCGUUAUGGCAUCCUACCCAACUGCAAUCAUGCUUUCUGCAUUAGCUGCAUCGUUACCUGGCGAAAAACAAAGGACUUCCAGGAGGAUGUCAUCAAGGGCUGCCCACAAUGCAGAGUGAAAUCCUCCUUUUACAUUCCCAGCAAGCACUGGGUCUGUGAUGGGGAGGAAAAGGCAUCAUUGAUUGCCUCUUUCAAAGAAAGAAGCAGCAAAUUAAAGUGUACUUUCUUCAUGCGUCACGGAUGCUGCCCCUUUAAAUCGGAGUGUAUCUACAGUCAUGACAUGCCCCCUAAUCAUACACACCGUCGCAGGCGCUCGACACCAAGGGACACAGCUGAGAUGUUGGAGGAUUUGGGGAUUGAUGGCAUCCAACUUUGGAGCUACAUUUUUGCCCUAACUCUGUUGGAUGAUGACGAUGAUGACCUUCUGGAUUUUCUUGAUGACUAGGGACCUUCUAGAGUCAUGUAUAUGUUGGCUCAGCCUUGAGUGAGCUUUGCUUAUUUUCUGCACUGAAAUCUAAUUGUCCCUAUUUAGGGUCGGCUUCACUUUAGCUACCCCUACAUGUUUGGCUAAUUGUUUAGCCGUGUAGAUUUAGUUUGUGAGUUUCUGUAUGAGAGUGAAAGUCUUUUGCCUUUAGUUUAAAGGAGCUGGUCAAAGUUUGAAUGCUCAGAUCUCAAAUUGAGUUUGUAUCUUCAGGUUAGUUUGCGAAGGGACUAUGGCAAAAAGUUGAGGGGGGGAAAAAAAAAGUUUUGAAAGCAUGGUCCCUUAUUUCAGCUAGCUUUCUCACUUGUUGGUCAUUUAAUACUUCCAUCUGUGCUGCUUCCUGAUUGUUUCACCCUCUUGUUUGAUACCUUUUUGUAUGAAAUCAGAUUUUAAUAUUUUGUGUACUUCCUAGUUUAUAUUAUUGCCAGUAUUCUGUCAAACACUAAAUGUGCAACCUGUCAGCAGGCUUUUGAUUAUACUGUUCUCUUCAGCAGUGUUAACAGGUUAUACCAGGACUUGAUGUCACAUUUUAUGACUUUUAGUACGUUUGUAUUCAAAGAAAAGUGAAAAUAAAAAAAUUGUUCAACUGUU
This is a messenger RNA of Ctenopharyngodon idella (grass carp), 1919 nucleotides long. RefSeq names its product makorin, ring finger protein, 4 (gene mkrn4). Lineage: Eukaryota; Metazoa; Chordata; Actinopteri; Cypriniformes; Xenocyprididae. Bases 108 to 1292 code for a protein of 394 amino acids. The record is from RefSeq and is a predicted model, not a curated record. Gene Ontology annotation, biological process: protein polyubiquitination. The transcript has 8 exons. Gene Ontology annotation, molecular function: ubiquitin protein ligase activity; metal ion binding.